Molecule: messenger RNA, 597 nt
Organism: Cryptococcus wingfieldii CBS 7118
Lineage: Eukaryota; Fungi; Basidiomycota; Tremellomycetes; Tremellales; Cryptococcaceae
Exons: 2
Coding region: 1-597 (198 amino acids)
Molecular function (GO): 2-oxoglutarate-dependent dioxygenase activity
Source: RefSeq, a predicted model, not a curated record
AUGACUAUAUCCCACAUCGCCAUCCCUACAGCUUGUUCAGUGAGCGCGUUCACCCCGGCCAGCCUCCAGAAACACCUGAGCACUACGCCCAUUCUUCCCCUCCACCUGCCAAAUAUUGCGGACGCAUGGCCGGCACUGGCCUCUUGGAGCCUGAAAGAUAAUCUUCGAAUCCUUCGUGAUCGAAUUGGUGAAGAGAGGGUGGCCGAGAUCGAGCUGGGAAAGAGCGGUCGCGGUUAUCUAGACCAGGAAUGGCAAAAGAUCAACAUGCCCUUUGGUCGGAAAAUCUUUCAUGUGGUUCCUCCUGCCGCAUCCCCACAUCUCAAUCCGUCGCCAAAGCCAUUACACGCCAAUACCUCGCAGAUUCCCAUUCCUGUCUCCCGAAUCGUCUCUCCUUUUUCAGAAUCUGCGGAUCUCGACGAUCUCCCGCCAAAUACGUUGGCAGAAUGUAGAGACAGAUUGCGUCGAGCAUAUGAGCUCGAAGGAGGCUGUCAGGUUGUAGUUGGCCCUGGUGAGAGCGUGUUGAUACCCGAAGGAUGGUGGCAUGCCGCCGAGGGCAUAAAUGGACCAGGAGUUGGUGUCGGUGCUUGGUUCAGAUGA